GCGGCAGGAGCCAGAGGGACAGCCGGCCACUGCACCUUCGGCAGCGCCAGCCUCCGCCGCUCACCUGGCCGAGCCACUGGCAGAGCCGGGAGAACAUGGAGCCCGACAGGAACCACAUAAAGCUAGACCCCAGGUACACCGCCGAUCUCCUGGAGAUACUGAAAACCAAUUACAGCAUCCCCUCCGCCUGCUUCUCCCACCCACCCACCGCAGCCCAGCUCCUGAGAGCUUCGGGCCCUAUAGAAAUGGCCCUUACGGUCAUCAUGACCCUGCUCACGCUGGGCUCCAUCGCCAUCUACCUGGAGGACGCCGUCUACCUGUACAAGAACACCCGGUGUCCCAUCAAGAGGAGGACUCUGCUCUGGAGUAGCUCUGCACCCACGGUGGUGUCCGUCUUCUGCUGCUUCGGCCUCUGGGUCCCUCGCUCCCUGAUGCUCGUGGAAAUGGCCAUCACCUCGUUCUACUCGGUGUGCUUUUACUUGCUGAUGCAGCUCAUGGUGGAAGGCUUUGGUGGGAAGCAGGCCGUGCUGAGGACCCUGGAGACGACACCCAUGAGGAUCCACACGGGUCCCUGCUGCUGCUGCUGCCCCUGCUGCCCACACCUCAUGCUCACCAGGAAGAAGCUUCAGCUGCUGAUGCUGGGCCCCUUCCAGUAUGCCUUCCUCAGGGUCUCGCUGUUCGUGGCUGGCCUGUUCCUUGUCCCUGAUGGCAUCUUUGACCCAUCAGAUAUCUCCGAGCACAGCACGGCUCUCUGGAUCAACACUCUGCUCGGCGUGUCCACCCUGUUGGCUCUCUGGUGCCUGGCCAUCCUUUUCCGGCAAGCCAAGCUGCACCUGGCUGAGCAGAACAUGGGAGCCAAAUUUGUUCUGUUCCAGGACCGCCAGUCUCCUCAGCCCCCCACGUACUGA
Echinops telfairi (small Madagascar hedgehog) is the source of this 908-nucleotide messenger RNA. It is a transcript of the gene SLC51A, whose product is annotated as solute carrier family 51 subunit alpha. Gene Ontology annotation, cellular component: plasma membrane; endoplasmic reticulum membrane. Gene Ontology annotation, molecular function: transporter activity. Bases 96 to 908 code for a protein of 270 amino acids. The record is from RefSeq and is a predicted model, not a curated record. Lineage: Eukaryota; Metazoa; Chordata; Mammalia; Afrosoricida; Tenrecidae. Gene Ontology annotation, biological process: bile acid and bile salt transport. The transcript is spliced from 8 exons.